Closterium sp. NIES-65 is the source of this 1914-nucleotide messenger RNA. Lineage: Eukaryota; Viridiplantae; Streptophyta; Zygnematophyceae; Desmidiales; Closteriaceae. The record is from the annotation of a GenBank genome assembly.
AUGAUGGGCAAACGUCGCCGUCCCUCCCAUCCGGACCGCGAAGUGGGCUCUGCCGCUCCCAGCCCGUCGAGGGCCCAGGUAGGGCUGGCGCCAGUCCUGCUCCGAGCCGCCACUGCGCUGGUCGAGCACGAGGGGGCCGGGACGCCACCUCGGCGCCUCGUCGCAGCAGCUGUCGUCUGGCGUCGCUGCGCCUCCUCUACCGCUGUCGCCGGCUCCCCUGCGGUGUCGGCCCCACUCCCUGCUCCGCCGCCCUCCUCCUCUGGCACCUCCUCCAUUGUCGUCGUCGGCCGGGGCACCCCUUGUGAGCCACCCGUCUUCGCCGCUUCCCUCCGCCUCUCCUCCUCCCGUCGAGCCUCCGCAGCGGCAGCAUCCCCUGGUUCCUCCGAUGUUGUGAAGGACAUCCUCCGUUGGGAGAAGCGGAUGGUGGCGGUUGGGGAGUGCAUGUCGCAUGUGGCGACCGUUCUCGAGCAGUUGCACGCCGGCUUGGUGGCGCGGAACCUCGUUCUCCGUGAUCCUCAGUUGACGGAGCCCCAGCAGGGUGUUGUCCGGGAAGCGGCGGCGCAGGGUCUCUGGCGCCUCCUCCAUUUGCCCAUGGAGCCCGAGUUCCCCGAGCAGGACAAGGGCCCUGGCGCGCGGGCUUUCCGGCGGGUAGCCAAGGCUGCGGAGGAGUCUCCCCUUGAGCUCGUGCCUACGCUCGCUGUUCUUUUGCGCUGGAUGCGCCCCUGGUUUUACCUGCCUCCUCAUUCGCUGGAGCAGGUUCAGGUUCUGGCCUAUCGUGCCUCUCCCGCCAAGGCCCUGCCCGUACUGGGCGUUCGACCCCGCCCACGAACGUCUGUCCCCCGCGGGCUCCGCGUCCUCCGCGCCCACCUCGUCCUGCGCCCCCCCGCUCUCCUCUCCCUCUACCCGUCGGUGGUCUCGUGCUACCCGUGGUUCCGCCGCGCCCGAUCGGCAUCCACGGCGUUCGUCCUCCUCGAGCCGAUCCCCAAGUCACCUCACCUAGGCGUGGCGAACGCCGCGUAUUUUGUGGUGCUGGUGCUGCCGAUUUUGCUGCUCCCGUCGCUCCUAUCAUCACUGCUUGUGGCUCCGCGGGUCCUUCAGCUUCAUCCACUUCCGCGUCAAUCACCGGGCGAGAGGAAGAUGGAGACGGACGCACUGGCUCUCAUGGCGGCAUCCCUUGUCGCAGCCAGCCCAGGAGGGGUCCCGGGGCGCCAGGUCCCAGCCCUGCUCCAGGCCGCCUCGGUGUUGGCUGGGCACGGAGCUUUUUCCCCGUCUUCUCGCGUGCGGCGCAACAAGUGGCGCAAGUCCCAGGCCCCAGUCUUUCACUACCCUCCUGGGCGCGCCCCCGCCUGCCUGCGGCCGCGGCAGCAUCAGUCGUUCCGGCGGACGCAGCGGUGGUCGGCGCAGCCUCUUCACUCGGGGGUCCCUCCGGUUGCCUCACUGCCUCCGCCACGACCGCCGCAAUCUCCGCCACCCCGAGCGGUGACGGCGAAUCUCCCCACACAUUUCGGGACUCCUCCCCAGCCUGGCCGUGCUCCUAUGGUGGCGGUGACGCAUUCGGGUGGUCAGGCGGGGGCGAGGCUAAGCCGUCGCCAGAGGCGACAGCAGUCACAGCAGCAGUCCCUUCCCCCACCAUCUCCGGCACGCUCCACAUGUGUUUGGCGCGGCAAGGCGUCGAGGUCGGGGGGAUGUUACCAUCGGAGCAAUCGGCAGCGGUGUCUGCGCGACGGAGAUGCUGCAUUAUCUCCCCCUGAUCGGCCUUGUCCCUGGCGCCCCUGGUGCAGCGCUCGGGCCCGGGCCUGGGGCGAUGGUGCGGCUUGCGGAGUCCGCCCAGCAGCCCCCCUCGGUCUUGUAUCAGCCGCCGCAUCCGUCCUGCGUUGGAUGGAUGGGAGGCUAUGCUGGAUACUCGCCGAGUAG